This is a messenger RNA of Anneissia japonica, 17150 nucleotides long. RefSeq lists its product as uncharacterized. The record is from RefSeq and is a predicted model, not a curated record. The transcript has 73 exons. Lineage: Eukaryota; Metazoa; Echinodermata; Crinoidea; Comatulida; Comatulidae. Gene Ontology annotation, molecular function: calcium ion binding. Bases 96 to 17150 code for a protein of 5684 amino acids.
AAUUCCUUAGUUCGUCAGUUGAUCCCGAGAGCUGAAGUAGCCUGCUCAAAAAGAUAGCAAAACGCCUUUACGUCAGGUAGUUCUACUAAUGAACCAUGUUAAAAUGCCGGGAAAAAUUACAAUUAGCAGGUCUACUGGUGCUUGUGUUUUCUUUCAAAGUUUAUGCCGUCGCACCCGUCUGGAGUAACUGUCCUUCAAAUAUAAAUAUCAACACUGAUGAUGGGACGUCAUCGGGUACAGCAAGUUGGACAGAACCAAUCGUGUCCGAUGAUAUGACUUCUGAAGGUGAUCUUGCUAUUGUCGUGUUAUAUGAUUCAGCAAUACAAACAUAUCCUCCGACAUCGUUUAGCUUUGGCAUAGGGACAACAGAGGUUAGAUAUCAAGCGACAGACGACGAAAACUCUCCUCUGACCGGAGUAUGUACAUUCUCAGUGAUAGUUACAGAUAACGAAGCGCCGGUGAUAUCGAAUUGCCCGACAGCAGAAAUAAUAGAAGUAACUGAUGUAGGUGAAAAUGAUAAAGUAGUGACGUGGACUGCUACGUCAGCUAACGACAAUUCUGGUUCAGAUGUCAGUAAAAUUCAAAGCACAGCUGAACCUGGCGAUGUAUUUGAAAUCGGAACUACACUAGUUACCAUUACUUACCAGGAUCCUUACGGAAACCUAGCUGAGUGUAUCUUCAAUGUUACAAUUCUAGACCAAGAAGAUCCAGAAGUAUUUAAUUGCCCAGAGAGUAACACAGAGAUCAUUGACCAAUCUAUUAAUUCUUCGACAAGUACUUGGUUUCUACCAACAUUCACUGACAACGACGAAGUUUCAACUACGGUUUCAAACUAUGAACCUGGUGAUUCGUUUAAUGUCGGAAUUACGGAAGUGGUGUAUACAGCCACAGAUCCUUCUGGCAAUGAAAGAAAUUGUUCAUUCAAUAUAACAGUUUUACAAGAUAAGGAACCACCAGUAUUUAGUUAUUGUCCGAAUGAUACCAUCGUAUCGACACUUCCUGGCGUGAAUUAUACAGUUGUAAAUUGGACAUCACCAAUUGCGUCUGAUGACGUACAGUUGGCCUCUGUUCGUCAAGCAUCUACAGACUACUCGACAACUGGUGAACGAUUUUAUAUUGGACCUACGCAGAUACGUUACAUUGCUGUAGAUGUGCUUGCAAAGACCUCCCAGUGUAUAUUCGAUAUCAUCGUAAAUGAUAAUGAAGAUCCGUCCAUUAACUGUUCAUCUAAUUUUACCAUAACUACUGAACUGGAUCAACCGUUUGCUACCGUAAUUUACUAUGUCAGUGCGGAGGAUAAUGAUGGCUUUUUACCAAAUAUCACGACCUCUAAUCCUGCAUCUGGAAGUCAAUUGGACAUUGGAGUAACAAGCUUUAUUAUAUCAGCAACUGACCGAUCAGGAAACACAGCCGAAUGCAGUUUUUAUGUGACUGUAUCUGAUGACCAGGCUCCAAAUGUGACAUUUUGCCCAUCUAAUCUUGAAUUUAAUACGGAGGCAGGCACAAAUUAUGCAAUCGUUACGUGGCAAGAGCCAACAGCAAUUGAUAACUCAGGCACAGUUGAGGUCUCAUCUCAAACACACACGAAUGGAAGCAGAUUUUACCUCGAAAGCUCCCCAUAUACAGUCAUCUAUACUUUUGAAGAUAAUAGUUCAAAUUCAGAUGUUUGCAGUUUUGAGGUCACGGUUAUUGACAAAGAACCACCAGUAACAAAUUGUUCGGCUGAUAUCAGCAGUACUACCAGUACAGGUAUGGCUGUAGCAGUGGGGGUCACACUUCCUGUUAUUUCCUUUGAAGACAAUUCUGGAAUGACUGUUAAUGUUUCUCAGAAUAUUGAAUCUCCAAGCGACUUUCCAAUAGGUUCUACGAUGAUCGAGGUAAACGGAACUGACGAAUAUGGAAACACCGCUGUCUGUCGUUAUUAUGUAAAUGUUACAGAUGAUGAAGACCCAGCAAUCACCUGCCCUGACAACCAGACUCUACCAGCCGAUCAAGGAUCAAUUGGGAGACAAGUAACAUGGUCUACACCGAAUGCGACAGAUAAUAGUGGAGAUGUUACUGUCACACUAGCAGAUGGCGAUCCAGCUUCAGGCAAUACGUUUACCUUAGGAGCUCCUCGGAUUCUCACAUACAUUGCAACAGACAGUUCAGGAAACACAGCGACAUGCACAUUUGCAAUUCACAUUAUAGAUGUGUAUAAGAGACAGAUUAUGAACUGUCCGAGUGCUAUAGUAAACGAAACCGAUCCAUCAGUGAAUUCGACAUCAGUCACCUGGACAGAACCUACCUACAGCGAUAAUACCAACGAAACAUCUUUAGUAACAGAGUCAACACAUGAUAGCGGAGAUACAUUUUACAUUGGAGUUACAACUGUAAUUUAUACAGUAACAGACGAGUCAGGAAAUGUAGCAACAUGUAAUUUCACCGUUACUAUCCUUGAUAUGGAACCUCCUACUUACAACUGUUCUGAUGAUAUAAGCGAGAACACAUUACCUGGCGUCGAUUAUGCUUCUGUUACCUGGCAAGCACCAACAUACGAUGACAAUUCAUUCAAAAACGUUAUUUUGACUUUUUCUCACAUGCAGCCAGUAGAUUUAAAAAUUGGCAUUCAUGAAAUUGUAUACAAUUUUACUGACGAAUCUGGCAACCAGGCAUCGUGUUCAUUCACAGUUACAAUUAACGAUUUUGAAUCACCAAAUGUGAGUUUUUGCCCAGUAAAUCUGGAAAAUACUACAGCUUUUGGUCUGCCAUAUCAAAAUGUUAGCUGGGAAUUGCCAAUUGUAAGUGAUAAUAAUGGAUGGUUUUCAACAGUCAGUACACAUGAGCCAUAUGAUGGAUUCAGUAUUGGGACCACUGAAGUUACCUACACCUUUACUGAUCAAUCAAACAAUACUGCAACAUGCAUAUUCAAUGUAACAAUUAAAGACGAAGAAAAUCCCAUAAUAUCAUGCCCGUCCAAUUUCAGUCUCACGACUGAACUCGACCAGCCGUAUGCUAUUGCUGUAUAUAAUGUUAGCGCAGAGGAUAAUGAUGGGUUACCACCAACAAUCUCCACUUCUGAUCCCGAAUCUGGAGAUCAAAUUGGUAUAGGUAUUCAGAAGUAUUUCAUAACAGCAACUGACCAAUCAGGAAAUACAGACAAUUGCAGUUUUUAUAUCAUCGUUGCAGAUGAACAAGAUCCAAACGUGACAUAUUGCCCUGGCGAUUUCGAAGUAAAUACGGAGACUGGAAGAGAUUAUGCAAUUGCAACAUGGCGAGAACCUACAGCAAAUGAUAACUCAGGCACAGUGGAGAUUUCGUAUCAGACACAUACAAAUGGAAGCACGUUUAGUCUCACAGGCUCUCCGCAUACAGUCAUGUACAAUUUUACAGAUAAUAGUUCAAAUACAGCUAUGUGCAUUUUUAAAGUCACUGUUAUCGAUGAUGAACUACCAACUACAAAUUGUACAGGUGAUAUUAAUAUUUCUGCAAGCUUAAAUAUGACAUACGCCAUUAACGUCAGUCUACCAACAAUUACCUUUGAAGACAAUUCAGGGCUUGCAGUUAAUGUGACACAGAAUGUAGAAUCGCCGUACGAUUUCCCAAUAGGAAUAACGUAUGUAGUGGUGAAUGGUACAGACCAAUUUGGUAACACUGCUGUUUGCCGGUUUUCUGUGAAUGUUACAGAUAUCGAAGAUCCUGAAAUUACUUGCCCUGACAACCAAACUCUGCCAGCUGAGCAAGGUUCAGUUGGAAGGCUGGUAACAUGGAUUACACCGACUGCUACAGAUAAUAGUCAGGAUGUUCCAACUGUAACAUUAGCAGAUGGCGAUCCAGCUUCAGGCAAUACAUUUACCUUAGGAGCUCCUCGGAUUCUCACAUACAUUGCAACAGAUAGUUCAGGAAACACAGCGACAUGCACAUUUGCAAUUCACAUUAUAGAUAUCGAAGAUCCUGAGAUUACUUGCCCUGACAACCAAACUCUGCCAGCUGAGCAAGGUUCAGUUGGAAGACUAGUAACAUGGAUUACACCGACUGCUACAGAUAACAGCCAGGAUGUUCCAACUGUAACAUUAGCAGAUGGCGAUCCAGCUUCAGGCAAUACGUUUACCUUAGGAGCUCCUCGGAUUCUCACAUACAUUGCAACUGACGGUUCAGGAAACACAGCAACAUGCACAUUUGCAAUUCACAUUAUAGACGAGGAAUCCCCAGUUUUUAUGAACUGCCCGAGUGCUAUAAUAAAUGAAACAGAUCCAUCAGUGAAUUCGACAUCAGUCACCUGGACAGAACCUACCUACAGCGAUAAUACAGAUGAAGCAUCUUUAGUAACAGAGUCAACGCAUGAUAGCGGAGAUACAUUUUACAUUGGAGUUACAACUGUAAUUUAUACAGUGACAGACGAGUCAGGAAAUGUAGGAACAUGCAAUUUCACCGUUACUGUCCUUGAUAUGGAACCUCCUACUUACAACUGUUCUGAUGAUAUAAGCGAGAACACAUUUCCUGGCGUCGAUUAUGCUUCGGUUACAUGGCAAGCACCAACAUACAAUGACAAUUCAUUCCAAGAGGUUAUUGUGACUAACCAAAUGCAACCAAUAGAUUUGAAAGUUGGCAUUCAUGAAAUUGUAUACAACUUUACUGACGAAUCUGGCAACCAGGCAUCGUGUUCAUUUACAGUUACUGUUAACGAUUUCGAAUCACCCAAUGUAAGUUUUUGCCCAGGAAGUUUGGAAAAUACUACAGCUUUUGGUCUGCCGUAUCAAAAUGUUAGCUGGGAAUUGCCAAUUGUAAGUGAUAAUAAUGGAUGGUUUUCAACAGUCAGUACACAUGAGCCAUAUGAUGGAUUCAGUAUUGGGAUCACUGAAGUUACCUACACCUUUACUGAUCAAUCAAACAAUACUGCAACAUGCAUAUUCAAUGUAACAAUUAAAGACAAAGAAAAUCCCAUAAUAUCAUGCUCGUCCAAUUUCAGUCUCACGACUGAACCCGACCAGCUAUAUGCUACUGUUGUAUAUAAUGUUAGCGCAGAGGAUAAUGAUGGGUUACCACCAACAAUCACCACUUCUGAUCCCGAUUCUGGAGACCAAAUUGGUAUAGGCAUUCAGGGGUAUUUCAUAACAGCAACUGACCAAUCAGGAAACAUAGACAAUUGCAGUUUUUAUGUCACUGUUACAGAUGAACAAGAUCCAAACGUGACAUACUGCCCUGGCGAUUUUGAAGUAAAUACGGAGACUGGAAAAGAUUAUGCAAUUGCAACAUGGCGAGAACCAACAGCAUAUGAUAACUCAGGCACAGUGGAGAUUUCGUAUCAGACACAUACAAAUGGAAGCAUGUUUAGUCUCACAGGCUCUCCGCAUACAGUCAUGUACAAUUUUACAGAUAAUAGUGCAAAUACAGCUAUGUGCAUUUUUAGAGUCACUGUUAUCGAUGAUGAACUACCAACAACAAAUUGUACAAGUGACAUAAAUAUUUCUGCAAGCUUAAAUAUGACAUAUGCUAUCAACGUCAGUCUUCCAACGAUUGUCUUUGAAGACAAUUCAGGGCUUGCAGUUGAUGUUACACAAAACGUAAAAUCACCGUACGAUUUCCCGAUAGGAAUAACGUAUGUAGUGGUGAAUGGUACAGACCAAUUUGGCAACAUUGCUGUUUGCCGGUUUUCUGUGAAUGUUACAGAUGUGGAAGACCCAGAAAUUACUUGCCCUGACAACCAAACUCUACCAGCCGAGCAAGGUUCAGUUGGAAGGCUAGUAACAUGGAUUACACCGACUGCUACAGAUAAUAGUCAGGAUGUUCCAACUGUAACAUUAGCAGAUGGCGAUCCAACUUCAGGCAAUACAUUUACCUUAGGAGCUCCUCGGAUUCUCACAUACAUUGCAACUGACGGUUCAGGAAACACAGCGACAUGCACAUUUGCAAUUCACAUUAUAGAUGAGGAAUCUCCAGUUAUUAUGAACUGUCCAAGUGCUAUAGUAAAUGAAACUGAUCCAUCAGUAAAUUCGACAUCAGUAUCCUGGGCAGAACCUAACUACAGCGAUAAUACCAACACAGCAUCUUUAUUAUCAGAGUCAACGCAUGAUAGCGGAGAUACAUUUUACAUUGGAGUUACAACUGUAGUUUAUACAGUAACAGACGAGUCAGGAAAUGUAGGAACAUGCAAUUUCACCGUUACUAUCCUUGAUAUAGAACCUCCUACUUACAACUGUUCUAAUGAUAUAAGCGAGAACACAUUACCUGGCGUCGAUUAUGCUUCGGUUACCUGGCAAGCACCAACAUACGAUGACAAUUCAUUCAAAAACGUUAUUGUGGCUUUUUCUCACAUGCAACCAGUAGAUUUAACUACUGGCAUUCAUGAAAUUGUAUACAAUUUUACUGACGAAUCUGGCAACCAGGCAUCGUGUUCAUUUACAGUUACAAUUAACGAUUUCGAAUCACCCAAUGUAAGUUUUUGCCCUGUUAGUCUGGAAAAUACUACAGCUUUGGGACUGCCGUAUCAAAAUGUUAGCUGGGAAUUGCCAAUUGUAAGUGAUAAUAAUGGAUGGUUUUCAACAAUGAGUACACAUGAGCCAUAUGAUGGAUUCAGUAUUGGGACCACUGAAGUCACGUACACCUUUACUGAUCAAUCAAACAAUACUGCAACAUGCAUAUUCAAUGUAACAAUUAAAGACGAAGAAAAUCCCACAAUAUCAUGUUCGUCAAAUUUCAGUCUCACGACUGAACCUGACCAGGCGUAUGCUAUUGCUGUAUAUAAUGUCAGCGCAGAAGAUAAUGAUGGGUUACCACCAACGAUCUUCACUUCUGAUCCCGAAUCUGGAAAUCAAAUUGGUAUAGGCAUUCAGGGAUUUUUCAUAACAGCAACGGACCAGUCAGGAAACAUAGACACUUGCAGUUUUUAUGUCACCAUUACAGAUGAACAAGGUCCAAACGUGACAUACUGCCCUGGCGAUUUUGAAGUAAAUACGGAGACUGGAAAAGAUUAUGCAAUUGCAACAUGGCGAGAACCAACAGCAUAUGAUAACUCAGGCACAGUGGAGAUUUCGUAUCAGACACAUCCAAAUGGAAGCAUGUUUAGUCUCACAGGCUCUCCGCAUUUAGUCAUGUACAUUUUUACAGAUAAUAGUUCAAAUACAGCAGUGUGCACAUUUAAUGUCACUGUUAUAGAUAAUGAAGAUCCAACAACAAAUUGUACUGUUGACAUCAGUUUUAGUGCAAGCACCAACGAGUCGAAAGCAAUUAACGUCACCUUGCCGACAAUUACCUUUGAAGACAAUUCUGGUGAGCCUGUUGAUGUAACACAGAACAUUUACUCGCAAUCCGACCUUCCCCUGGGUAUCACUGUGAUAGUAGUUAAUGGAACAGAUAUGAGUGGUAACACUGCUACAUGCGAAUACACUGUUAAUGUUACAGACAAUCAGCCACCAAUUGCGAUUGACUGCCCGAGCAAUAUAUCGCAAACAACCGACUUCGGAUCUUCAAACGCUACAGUAAACUUUACUGAAGUUACAUUUAUCGAUAAUUCAGAGGUUAUGCCCACUGUAACUGUAACAGGAGUUAACCCUAAUGACCAAUAUGAAAUUGGUGAAACAGAUAUUGAGUAUAUGGCUGUAGAUUCAUCAGGAAAUGUAGCAGUCUGUUCGUUUACUAUAACGGUCAUAGAUGAUAUGGAUCCGAUAUUGCAGUGUUUUGAUGUGAUGAAUACCACAAUACCAGAAACCGCCUUUGGUAUUAUAGAUGAAUACAGUAUAACAGUAAUCGAAAAUAGUCAAUCGUAUGACAUAAGUUAUACUAUUCAGCCUGGAGUUAGUUUUUCUAUUGGUAAAACACAAGUUACAGCUACAGCAACAGACUCAUCAGAAAAUACAGGGAACUGCACAUUCAAUGUGACAAUUAUAGAUGAUGAAAUACCGUCAGUAUAUUGUCCUAUGGAUAUUACAGUACCAACAGAUGAUGCGUCGUAUAACGCAACAAUAGAUUUUAUUGCUCCAAACGCAACGGAUAAUUCAGGCGGUAAUUUAACAAUUUACUCAAAUUUCAAGCCAGGAGAUACUUUCCCAUUCGGAGUAACUACUGUGAGUUACACUUUCCAAGAUGAGAGUUUCAACACAGCUGAGUGUAUUUUCAAUGUCACAGUAUAUGACGAUGAAGACCCAAUGAUAGUUUGUCCAAUGAGCCAAAAGCUUAAUACAACCACUGACUCUGCCUAUGCCCUAAAUGUUAUUUGGUCGGACCCAGUAGCUAUCGACAAUGCACCUAGCAUUCAAAUAAUGUGUGUUCCAGCUUCGAACUCUAAUUUCACUGUUGGUACAACUGAUGUCAUUUGUAGUGCGAUAGAUCCUUCGAACAACCAAGGGAAAUGCAACUUCACUAUUGAAGUUUCAGAUAACCAGGAUCCUAUUCUAGAUUGUAACGUAACAGAAACGUAUUUUACUCCUCCUUGGUCUGCAACUGUUACGCUGUCAAACGUUAUAGAAUAUGAUGACAACGUGGCCAUAGACACAGUCAGCCAGAGCCCAGAAUCAGGGUAUGCAUUGCCAAUUGGUGAAACAUUGGUCACAAACAUCGUAAAUGAUACUUCUGGAAACACUGUGUCAUGUUCUGUUACAGUCAUAGUAAUCGACAAUGUACCACCAGUUGUUGUUAAUUGUCCAUCAAGUUUCAAUGUAUCAACGGAUCCUGGGUCAGAUAGUACAACUGUCAUAUGGACUGAGCCAACAGCGACCGAUAAUGACGGCACAUUACCAUCUGUUACUGUCAACCAUGAAAAUGCCACAUUACUUUCCAUAGGGAUGUAUGACAUCCAAUAUGAGUUUAAAGACCUUUCGAACAACACAACACCUUGCACAUUUCAAGUUAUUGUUUAUGAUGAUGAACCUCCAACAACAAAUGACUGCCCAACAGACCAAGUGGUACCUAACACAAUGGGCUUAGAUGAAAAUUCAGCUGUAUCGUGGACGGCCGUUACUUUUGGAGAUAACUCUGGUGGAUUUGUGGAUGUGGACGUAUCACCUGGUAUGCCUCCACAGGCCUUUAAAAUAGGAACCGGACUUGUCGAAUACACUGCCACAGAUACACAUGGAAACAUUGGAUAUUGCCGUUUCAAUGUUACUGUUUAUGAUGGCGAGGAUCCCGUUAUAGAUAAUGAUUGCCCAGACGACAUUAUAAAUACAACUGAAUAUUACGGGAAUCAGAACCCUGUUGUGUACUGGGAUGUGCCAACUGCCUCGGAUAAUUCUGGCUCUGUCAACCGGACGUCCACUCACAAUCCUGGUGACAUAUUCCAAAUUGGGGAUUCCGGGACAGUCGUUAGGUACACAUUCAGUGAUAACGCUGGCAACAUGGCAAUGUGCGAAUUCAGAGUAAUAAUUGCUGAUCUUAUUCAUCCAGUUCUUUAUAACAUUUCUGGCAAUCUUACCUAUUACACGCUUCCUGGUGUGGACUACGCCAUUGCAAUGUGGGACGAUCCCAUGGCAGUUGAUAACUCAGGAAUAACUAUUGUUGCAACAACUAUACCAUCUGGAUCGCAAUUUACUAUCGGGACCACUAGAGUUUGCGUUCUGGCUUUGGAUCCAUCGGAUAAUGGUGAAAGACUUUGCUUUUAUGUUACUGUAAUUGACAAUGAGAGGCCAGUGAUUAGCAACUACCAAACGGAAGAAAUCAUUCGAUUCACUGACCCAGGAACACCUAUAGCGGUCACUUGGCAAAUUCCGACUGUUACAGACAAUUCAGGAAUGUGGAAUGUUUCCAGUAAUUUUGAUCCUGGUGAUACAUUUGACGUUGGGGAGUACCUGAUAUUCUACAACGCAACCGACCCAUACGGAAAUGAAGCCUCUAUAACCUUUACUGUUACCGUACUAGAAACUGAUAACAUUCCUCCAAACAUCACAUGUCCAGAUCCAGUAAUCGUUCCCACUGAUGAAUCAAGAUCAUAUGCGUCAGGCGUAUCUUGGUCUGGUAUAUAUGCUUAUGAUUUAAAUGGUAUCUACAAUAUAUCAAGUAGUAUACAAAAUGGUUCAAGGUUUGACUUAGGAUUAACAAACGUGACAUAUUGGGUAUACGAUAAUGCUGGAAAUACUGCCGAGUGUACGUUUAUUGUCACUGUACUUGACAUGGAGAAUCCUGUAGUUACAAAUUGCCCGGAUAACAUUACCGAUACAACUGAGACAGGAGAAAACUAUGGCAUUGUGAACAUACCUUCUCUGAUGGUAUCAGAAAACUCAGGCUCAUAUGUAGUCUCGCAAUGGCCCAUGGGAUCGCAAUUUUCAAUAUCUACAACGCCAGUCACUAUUACCAUUACAGACGAUGCAGCAAACUCAGCAACGUGCGAAUUCUUAGUUACUAUAAUUGAUGAUGAAGAUCCAAAGAUUAUCUUCUGUCCAACAAAUAUUUUAAUGGACAAUGACCCACAGCUUUCAACGGCUGUAGUAAAUUGGACAGAACCAACUGCAGAUGACAAUCAUGGCAUCGCCUCUCUACAACAAUCCCACAUAUCAGGAGUUGAUGUAAUGUCUGUUGGAGAUAAUUUAGUUAAUUACACCUGGAUUGAUCAUUCGGGGAAUACAGUCACGUGUCUAUUUACUGUCACAGUUCGAGACGUUGAAGAUCCGGUAUAUUCAGGUUGUCCAACUUCACAAAUACAAGUGGAAACACCAACUGGCUUUAAUACAACGACCGUAUACUGGACUCCACCCACUGUUAAUGACAAUGUUGGCGUGGUCAUAAACACAUCGGAUUACCAACCGAAUGACAUAUUUGAAAUUGGCAUAACAACUGUAACAUACCACGCGGAGGACGAAGCGGGAAAUGAAGCUAACUGUAUAUUCACAAUUCUUGUAGAAGAUACUGAGAAUCCGGUGUUUACAACUUGUAGUCAGCUUCAACCAAGUAUAACUGUACAGACUCUACCAGGAUUGAACUACAGUUCUGCAAGUUGGAGUGUUCCUGUUGCAAUUGAUAACGAUCUGAUUACUGGUGUUGAUUCUAACGCUGAGCCAGGUGAUCAAUUUCCGUUUGGUUCAACUGCUGUGCUUUACACCGCCUAUGACGAUAGUGGCAACACUGGAACCUGUUCGUUCUUAGUUAUAGUUGAAGACAAUGAAAAGCCAGAGAUAAGCCAGUGUCCAAAUGACACAACAAUUUUGCCAGAUUUUGGACAGAAUUCGGCCGAGGUUGUUUGGGACGAGCCCAUUGUUACAGACAACGUAGAUGAAACGCCAACAGUUAUUUCUAAUAUCAAGUCGAAUACUUCACUAAUAAUUGGUGCUCAUAUCGUCAGGUACACAGCAAUAGAUCAGUCAGGAAACUCAGAGACGUGCAUGUUUACAGUAACUGUUCUUGAUGGAGAACCACCAGAGUUUAUGGAUUGUCCAGGAAACAUUACGCAGCCAACUGAUGAGGAUAAGCGAACUGCUAGAGUUACUUGGGCUCCACCAAUGGCAACUGAUAAUGCAGGAACUCCAUUUACAGUCUCGAAUUUCCAACCAAAUGAUGAAUUCGUGUAUCUAUUUGGGGGAGCUAAUCCCGUCAUUUACACUGCUUUUGAUUUAAGUGGCAACACAGGAUUUUGUAUAUUUUAUGUUACUGUAACAGAUGACCAGUCGCCUGUGUUCACCACACAGCCACCGAACAUAACAUUAACAGCUGAUGAAUCAGGACCUACUGCCAUUGCUACCUGGAACCAGCCUGUAGUAGACGACAAUGUUGGAGUAAUUGCAGUAGUACCAGAACAUUUAUCCGGCAGUCCAUUUAAUAUAGGGGUUACUGACGUCACUAUAGUUGCAUAUGAUGCAGCUGGAAACCAGGCAUCUGUAAUGUUUUAUGUCACCGUCUAUGACGAUACUCCUCCAGUGUACACCAAUUGUCCCGGUCAGCGUAAUUUCAAUACUGACGUUGGUUUGAACACAUCUUCAGUCGUUUGGAGAACAUUGGUUAUCCAGGAUAAUGACCAAGUCAAUCAAGAAUACAACAGCCAUUUAUCUCCUGUUGACCUACCUGUAGGAACACACACAAUCUACAACAAUGUAACAGAUCGAUCGGGAAACUAUGCGGAAUGUAUAUUUGAGGUUGUAGUUACAGACAAUGAGGAUCCAACAUAUGAAGUAUGCCCGAAUUCGUUCACCGUAAUUGCGUCACCUUCUUCAAACGAAACACAGGUCUCGUGGACAGUAUCAUCCCCGUCAGACAAUGUUCAAAUUGUAUCUGAAACUAUGACAUAUUCGUCAAAUGACAUAUUUGCAAUAGGAACUUACACUAUCCGAUAUGAAGCAACAGAUUCCUCUGGAAACACAGGCAUUUGCGAGUUCACUUUAGCAGUUCAAGAUGCUACUGCACCAACAUUUUCAAAUUGUCCGAGCAGUCAGACCCUUAGCACAGAUCCUGGGGUUGAUGGUACCAAUGUGUUUUGGAGCACCCCUACUGCUAUGGAUAACUCCGGCAAUGUUAUGACAGUAAUCAUGACACCAGUUCUGACGUCCGGCAAUUAUUUACAAAUCGGACAAUACAACGUCAAUUUUACGGCAGUUGACGCAGGUGGAAAUAUUGGAUACUGUUUCUUCACCAUACUAAUAGAAGAUACGGAAUUUCCAAAUGUAACAUACUGUCCAGAUGAUUUUGAUACAUUACCAGAUAAUGGAACAAACACAGCUAACCCAAUGUUCGAGACACCAACCGCUGUUGACAAUUCUGGCAUUCUAAUAACGGAAGCAUUCCCUGUUUCUGGUGCAGUGUUCAUGCCAGGCCUGAACACUGUGCUGUAUACAUUUACUGAUCCAUCUGGAAACAUUGCCAGGUGCUCCUUUACUGUUACAGUCAGAGAUGAUGAGGCACCUAUGGUGACUGGUUGCCCAUCAAGUAUAGAGGAGUCGACUAGGGUAGGCCUUUCAUACAGUAUAAUAAAUUGGACGGAGCCCGUAUUUAUGGAUAAUGCAGGUGAACCACUAGUUGUCAGAACACAUGACUCAGGAUCGCAGUUUAGUAUUGGAAUAACGUAUGUCAAUUAUACUGCGUCCGAUUCCUUUGGAAAUCAACGACUAUGUUCAUUUGCAGUCACAAUACUUGACGAUGAGCUGCCAGUUAUAACCAAUUGCCCGUCUAACCAACAAUUAACAAUAACUACAUCCGGUGAUACUGCUAUUGCUACUUGGACUACACCUGAUGCCACAGACAAUUCCGGUCAACCUGGAUUAUCAUCGAACUAUCCCAGUGGAUAUCCAUUCCCUGUGGGAAUGACCGAUGUUAUUUAUGAAGCAAGAGAUGCAUCUGGCAAUGGAGCUCAGUGCACUUUCGUAAUAACAGUCAAUGAUAACCAGCCUCCAAACUUUGAGAACUGUCCAAGUGAAAUUGAAGCAAACACCGACUUUAGACAACCAACAGCAACGGUUUCAUGGACGGAACCUUUCGCCGUCGACAAUGUAGAUGGCAAUUUAACCUUUACUAGUACAUAUUCUCCUGGUUUUAUGUUUCCUGUGGGUGUAUAUACUAAUUCAUAUGAAGCUACUGAUAGAGAAGGGAACAUUGGCAAUUGUGUGUUCACAAUCACAGUGUUUGACCGUGAAAAGCCACAGAUUCUUAACUGUCCUACUGGCAUUACAGUAACCAGUUCUAACAUUGCCAGAUGGGCACCACCUAGAGCUACCGAUAAUACAGUUUUAGUGACACUGCUUUCCACAGUAAAUCCUGGAUCAACUCUACCAUCAGGAACAACAAGUGUCACAUAUACUGCAUAUGAUCAAUACCGCAAUGAAGAAUACUGCAUUUUCAGCAUAAAUGUACAAGGAAUUGGUGCUCCGGUUAUAACCUACUGCCCAGAUAGUCAAGUGGUUGUUGCUGAUGAGGGCGCUUUAGAUGCUGAAGUAUCGUGGAUAACUCCAAACGCCACAGACAAUGGAACCGCAUUAACACCAGAAUGUAAUUACUUGCCGGGUAGUGAGUUUGAUGUUGAAACACGGACUGACGUCAUUUGUGUCUUCACAGCCUCUACUGGACUGGAAUCAAUAUGUAGAUUUUCAGUUAAUGUUGAAGCUCCACCGGAUUUAGAAGACCCGGUGCUCAGCUCCUGUCCACCAAAUCAGAAUAUUGAAGCUGAAUUAGGAAGUACAUCUGCAGUGGCAACCUGGACACCUCCAAGUGCGACCGACAAUUCAAAUAUAAGUCCAACAUUAGAGGUUACAAAUGAACCGGGCUCAAACUUUGAUAUUGGUGAGACAGUAGUACUUUACAUUGCACGUGACUCAUCAGGCAACACCGACAGUUGCCAAUUCAAAAUAACAGUGUCAGGCUUUAUUGAUAAUACUGAUCCAGUUAUUGAAGACUGUCCAUCAAAUAUUAAUGAGUUUGUCAGCGUUGGCACGACCACUUAUCCAGUCGGGUGGGAUCCACCUACGGCAACUGAUGACUCGGGAUCGUUAGAUUUUGAAACGGAUUAUGAACCCGGAUCCUCAUUUAAUGCCGGUGAAACUACUUUAGUGACAUACACUGCCACUGACACCAGCAACAAUGAAGUUUUGUGUACAUUCACUGUGACUAUUACAGUUGAUACACAAUCUCCAACUGUAACUAACUGUCCUGUUGCCAUUGACGAAACUAUACUAUCGGGAGAAACAUCUACGGUAGUGACAUGGACAUCACCAACAGUCCAGGACAACUCAGGAGAUUACUCCGUUGAACCUUCUAUUGCUUCCGGUUCAGUUUUCGAUGUAGGAGAAGAAACAGUUGUUUACUCAAUUUCUGAUAAUUAUGGAAAUACCAAUAAUGAUUGUUCCUUUAAAGUCACAGUAUCAGUGGACGAGGUUCCCAGUUUCAACUUUUGUCCCGAAAGCAGUACCGUUAACACUGAACCCGAUUUAGCGACAGGUAUUGCUAUGUGGGGAAUGCCAAUGGCAAACGAUGCCGAAGAUGGAACCAUCAUUCCAACAUCGACAUCAACAUCAGGGCAGCCAUUCAAUUUAGGCAGCAAUCCUGUUGUUUAUACCGCUACAGAUUCUUCCAAUCAACAGGCAGAGUGUACAUUCUAUAUAACAGUCAUUGAUAACCAAGAUCCAGAGUUCAUCACAACCCCUGACCCUCCAGUGGUCUGGGUGUUAGCUGGAUCAUCGUCUGGAAUAGUAAGCUGGGCAGUGCCAACAGUAAACGAUAAUGCCGAUCCAAAUCCUACUGUAAGUUUGACAGGAGGUACUAAUGGAGGCAGUUUCCCGCUUGGCACAAAUCCAUUGACGUACACAGCAACAGAUGACGCUGGCAAUUUUGUUACGUAUUCAUUCGAUGCAAUUGUAUAUGAGGAUCUACCUCCGAUGUUUACAUAUUGUCCUGAGAGUUCUACAGAAUAUACAGAUAUAGGCCUUGCUACUGCUACAGUAUCGUGGAACAUGCCUACGGCUGAAGAUGAACGAGACGGAACAAUCACACCCACGUCUACCUCAGUUUCGGGCCAACAGUUCGGUUUUGCAAGUAACCGAGUCACAUAUAUUGCUGUCGACUCAUCAAGCCAGACUACUGAAUGCGUCUUCUUUAUAACUGUUUUAGACAAUCAAGACCCUCAAAUAACAAAUAUAAUACCUCCUGUUCCUGUCACUGCUGCUUUGGGAGCAACCAGCGCAGUAGUCACUUGGCCAGAGCCUACAGUUUCUGAUAACGUAGACCCAAGUCCAUCAGUACUUUUAACAGGUGGGGUAAAUGGUGGGACGUUCAACAUUGGAACAACUGAUCUCAGCUAUACGGUUACUGAUUCAAGUGGAAACUCAAUUUCGUAUGAUUUUGAAGUAGUUGUUAAUGAAUUUCCCCCAGAUGCAACCGAGCCUGUGUUCACAUUUUGUCCAGGAGCUGUUACAGCCAACAACUCACCGGGAUUAUCGACUGGGGAAGUCACUUGGACUUUGCCAGUUGCUACCGAUGACGGAGGUGACGUAGCAGUCACACCGGCAUUCAGUUCUGGAACAUAUCCUAUUGGAACGACAUCAGUUGUUUAUUCCGCAACGGACGGUGUAAAUACAGUAACAUGUACAGUUAUAGUGCAAGUCAUAGACAACGAGAAACCUACCAUUGACAAUUGUCCGGAGACUAUGAAUUACUAUGUGCCUUCGUCGUCAACUAGUGUCCUAAUAAUUUGGGAUGAGCCGACAGCAUCUGACAACCUUGCAGUAACGUCUUUCACUCCUAACAUGAAUUCUGGGACUCGUCGGACAUCAGGCACUGAAACUAUCACAUAUACAGCAUUAGACGCUGCCUCGAACAUGCAGACAUGUAGUUUUGUUGUCAACAUUUUGGUAGAAACCAAUCCAAGAGGCAUACAAGGAAGUGUGAUUAUGGAUGAAAUUCGUGGAGUAGACGGAUUAUUUUCGACAGCUUCAGCAAACCUACUUAUUUCACAAUUGCAGCAAGACCUUGAUGACCUAUUCCGUAGCAGUGACAUUAGGAAUGAUUUUGUUGAUAUUUCAAUUUCAACUUAUGACUUUAAUGAUGAAAAUAACGCAGUGGUCAUCUUUAAUAUUGAUCUGAUAUCCAGUUCAGCGUUGGACUCUGAUGACAUAGAAGAUGCUUUUUAUAAUGCUCUUUCUGGUGGAACUAUGUUCGCAUCCGACAACUCUAUCCAGGCUAAUACGUUCUUCGCUAAUCUUAUAAGCCUUGAAGGAAGUGUUACAAUGGAUGAAAUCCGUGGGGUUGAUGGUACAUUUUCCACAGUUUUAGGCACUACGCUUAUUUCUCAACUACAGGGUGACUUAUACGACCUGUUUCGCACUACUGAUAUCAGCAGUGAUUUCGCAGGAAUUUCAAUAUCAAGUAAUGAAUUCGAUGAUAAUAACAACGUCCUUAUCGAAUUUGUCACUUACCUUGUUGCGAGUUCUACAGUGAUGGCAUCCGACAUCGAAGCUGCGUUUUACGGUGCUCUUACUGAUGAAACUAUGUUUGCAACAGACAAUGCUAUAGAAGCAAAUACAUUUAUAGUCGGUGAAGAUAUUUGUACUAAUUCACCUUGUCAAAAUGGUGGCGUCUGUCAAAGGGUUGGUUCAACAUAUUCGUGCAUGUGUACAGAUGGUUACGAAGGAGAUAAUUGUCAAUCAGGUAGGAUAUCUACGUGCUUUGGUGGGUUUAGACCCAAUUGUUCAUAUGAUUCUGUAAUAGCUGAUUUAUUGGAAAAGUACUUAGAAGUGUUAACACCAGCAACUAAACAUACUGGUUUUACCUAA